This is a messenger RNA of Gastrolobium bilobum, 1624 nucleotides long. Its product is annotated as acetyl-CoA acetyltransferase 2-like. Gene Ontology annotation, biological process: fatty acid beta-oxidation. NCBI's taxonomy places the organism in Eukaryota, Viridiplantae, Streptophyta, Magnoliopsida, Fabales, Fabaceae. Bases 107 to 1348 code for a protein of 413 amino acids. Gene Ontology annotation, molecular function: acetyl-CoA C-acetyltransferase activity. The record is from RefSeq and is a predicted model, not a curated record. The transcript has 14 exons.
UGUAAUGUAACUUAACUUGGAUGUUAUAUGAUCAUUUUUCAUAUUAUAUCGUUUUUGUUGUCGAAGCGCUAUCUUUCCUGUUUCCUGCAUCAUUUCGGAAACACCCAUGUCUUCAACCUCCAAUUCUGUAAAACCCCGAGAUGUUUGUAUUGUUGGUGUAGCACGCACGCCAAUGGGUGGUUUCCUUGGCGCCCUAUCAUCUCUUUCGGCUACAGAACUAGGCUCAGUUGCUAUUCAGUCUGCUCUUAAGAGGGCAAAUGUUGAUCCGUCACUUGUGCAAGAGGUGUUUUUUGGGAAUGUUCUUAGUGCAAAUUUAGGGCAGGCUCCUGCCAGACAGGCUGCAUUAGGUGCAGGAAUACCUACUUCUGUAAUCUGUACUACCGUUAACAAGGUGUGUUCAUCAGGGAUGAAAGUUACCAUGCUUGCAGCACUGACCAUACAAUUCGGUAUAAAUGAUGUUGUUGUGUCUGGUGGUAUGGAAAGCAUGUCAAAUGCACCUAAGUACAUUGCAGAAGCAAGGAAGGGAUCUCGGUUAGGACAUGAUACUAUCAUUGAUGGUAUGGUCAAAGAUGGUCUUUGGGAUGUCUAUAAUGACUUUGGCAUGGGAGUUUGUGCAGAACUAUGUGCAGAUCAACAUGUCAUAACAAGAGAUGAGCAGGACACUUAUGCCAUUCAAAGCUUUGAGAGAGGAAUAUCUGCACAAAAUGCUGGUCAUUUUUCUUGGGAGAUAGUUCCGGUUGAAGUUUCUGGUGGAAGAGGGAAGCCUUCCACACUUGUUGAUAAAGAUGAAGGUUUGGGGAAGUUCGAUGCUGCCAAGUUAAGGAAGCUUAGACCAAACUUUAAAGAGGAUGGGGGUACUGUGACUGCUGGCAAUGCUUCUAGCAUAAGUGAUGGUGCUGCUGCAUUAGUGCUAGUGAGUGAAGAGAAGGCACGUGAGCUUGGAUUGCACAUAAUUGCAAAGAUAAAAGGAUAUGCGGAUGCUGCUCAGGCACCUGAAUUAUUUACAACUGCUCCUGCCCUUGCUAUACCAAAAGCUAUAUCAAAUGCUGGUCUUGAGGCUUCUCAAAUUGAUUAUUAUGAAAUAAAUGAAGCUUUUUCUGUUGUGGCUCUUGCAAAUCAGAAGCUUCUUGGUCUUAAUCCCGAAAAAGUUAAUGUACAUGGUGGAGCUGUUUCAUUGGGGCAUCCCUUGGGUUGCAGUGGAGCUCGCAUCUUAGUUACAUUAUUAGGGGUAUUGAGACAUAAGAGAGGGAAGUAUGGUGUUGGUGCCAUCUGCAAUGGGGGAGGAGGGGCAUCUGCUCUUGUCUUUGAGUUCAUGCCAGCUGCCAGUGUGGGACGUUCUUUAUUGUGACAAUGAUCUCCUCACAUCAUACUGCUAUCCAAUAUUCUACAACUUUUUUCUGAAGGACAAAACAUGUAAUAAGUUCAGUUAAAGAAAGAAAUGAUAUUGGUUCAGCUCCUUAACCGUUUGCGGUUAUGUCUUUAUAUUUAUAUCUUUUUAAUCCCAUUUAAUAGCAUCCGUUUUCUUCGACAAUAAUUUGGAUUUGGGAUCACGACUUAUACGCCAUAGGGUAUAUAAUUGAUUGUGACUUUUCAUUUAUAGCAUAGGUACUUCUAUGCAUAGUAU